CGUCCACUUCUGUGUGGAACUCACUCACCUCUCGCCAACCGUGUAAUCAUAAAUAGUGUACCGUUUAGUCAUCAGGACAUGGAAAGGUCUGAACGUUGAAAUAUUAAUGUUUCGUCGCUCAGACUAAGCCAGGAAGAUUUAUGUUUUUAUUUCUACCUCUUCUUUGUUUUAUUACUUCCGGAAGAUCCUCCGCUCAGGUCACUACGACGCAGUUGUCGGUGUUUUUCUGAAGGCGGGGGGACGUUACUAAGUUAAAGAAACGUGGGGUAUUUCAAUGAAGCAGCUCGCUGUUCUUUGUCUGUCUGGAUUGGAAAUAUUCAGCUUUAACACCUGAUGAGGCUGGACUUCGGAGGCUGAGAAAGAGUCAUAAGCGCUCCUCUUCAGCCCGGCGGACGUCCAGCAUUGUACCGAGACCAUGACGGAGCCUAAGGUGCCUUUGCCGGUGGGUGGCAUAACGUGGGCGCGGGUGUGCAGGGAAUGUGGGCAGUGCCACGAAGGUCAGGACAGUCACUUGUAUGAAUACCAGGAUGAGGUGGAUGAUGAGCUGGUGUGCCACAUUUGCCUCCAGCCUCUUUUGCAGCCAAUGGACACGCCGUGCGGCCACACAUACUGCUUCCAGUGCCUCAGCAACUUUCUCCACGAUCAUGACUUCUGUCCCGUGGACCGCCAGCGGCUUCAGUUACAGCAUUGCCGUACGUCUAGCCUCCUGGUGCGCAACCUGCUGGACAAACUCACCGUGCUGUGCCCGUUUCGCAGCGAGUGCCAGCAGAGCAUGCAGCGUUGUGAGCUGCAGCCCCAUCUGCACAACAGAUGUCCUGCAUUCAGACGGCUCAGGGAGGAGGCAGAGAAAAAGAAGAGACCUUCAUGGAACGAGUUAAAGGGAAGCAAAUCAGAUGGAGAUUUAGCUGAUACCAAAUCCACACCAAUCACACGCACCACUCAACCUGCUGGACCCUCAGAACCUGGCUUGGUCAAUCCCGCCUAUGAGGAGGGUGAAGACGAUACCCCUCUGAGGUCCAGUCUCGUAGCAGAGGCGACCGUGGUUGAGCUGAUUCGAGAGGAUCCAGAGGAGGGUUUGGGAUUGCGUAUAGUUGGAGGGAAGGACACACCCUUGGGUAACAUCGUCAUCCAGGAGAUUGUGCGUGAUUCACUGGCUGCUCGAGAUGGCAAGCUGGCCCCGGGAGAUCACAUUCUAGAGGUGAAUGACGUCAGUCUGGCAUCUGUGCCCCACAGUCGUGCCAUCUCUGUACUGCGGCUGUCAGGUUCUCGCCUCAGGCUGACCGCCAUGCAGGAAAAGGGCUUCAAGCCCCGUCCCGAACAUCUCGCACAACCCUCAGCCUCACCCCCGACACAGCCAGCUAAUCCCAACCAGAACCCUGGCACCGUCAUACAAGUCACCCUGGUAAAGCGUGACCGCUCUGAACCGCUGGGCAUCAAACUCAUCAGAAAGUCUGAGGAGCCAGGGGUCUUCAUCCUGGACCUGCUACCUGGAGGCCUGGCUGCCAAAGAUGGGAAACUGCGGAACAAUGACAAAGUGCUGGGCAUAAAUGGACAUGACUUGAGACACGGUACCCCUGAGAGCGCAGCUACAAUCAUACAGGCAAGUGAAAUGAGGGUGAACUUUGUAGUGAUGAGGUGUCCUGAUCCCACUGAGGAGGGGGGUGAGGGACAGAGCAGAGGAGCCAGGAGGGUCCCCGAACCACAGUACUUCAGACGACGCUCCACGUUUAUGAAGGAGCCUCCAGGUGGCUUUUCCAGUCAAGAGAAGACAGUGACUCUGAAAAAGGAACCUCGACACUCUCUAGGCAUCACCAUUGCGGGUGGCAGAGACGGUCGCAGCCGUUUGCCUGUCUAUAUCACCAGUGUGCAGCCGGUGGGCUGCCUACACAGAGACGGCACCAUUAAAACAGGUGAUAUAUUGCUGAGUAUAAAUGGUAUUGACUUGACCCAGCUGACCUACAAUGAGGCGGUGACAGUCCUAAAAACCCAGGCCGCUCAGAGUACCGUGACACUGCGAGUCAUUCAAACCUUCUCUGAUGAGGAAGAACAGGAUGGAGAGUCCAGCAGCAGGGAAGACAUGGACACGCAGGAGGGCACCAAAGAGGAUGAUAUUAACUGGGUUCCUCUCUGGACCCGCUGGCUGGGCCUACCCAGCUACAUGCACUGGUGUCGUGAUAUCAUGCUGAUGAAGACCAACUGUGAGAGCUGGGGCUUCAGUAUCGUCGGGGGGUAUGAGGAGAGCCGUGGCCAGCAGCCCUUCUUCAUUAAGACCAUAGUGCCUGGAACACCAGCCCAUUUUGAUGGCCGUCUCAAUUGUGGUGAUGAAAUCGUGGCUGUAAAUGGACUCACUACAGUCGGCAUGAAUAACUCAUCCCUGAUCCCCAUGCUGAAACUGCAGAAGAACAAAGUCACAUUGACCGUGGUCUCGUGGCCGGGCAGUUUGGUUUAACACUUGCCUAUUAUCGUACCACUGUUACUUUUUCUACCACAAACUGGAUGCACAGAUCUAUUAUAAGAGAAAAAUCUAUCAUUUUUUGUCCUUCCUUAAGAACAGGUUGCACUUAGAUCAGGGACCACAGCUAACAAUCAUUGACCCAGAUUUAAAGCCACACAGGAAGGUUCUUAUUUAAUCCACCGCACUCUAGAGGUAGUAGUGUUUCACAGGUAUAUAAUGUCCUCUGCUUAGCUGUAAUGAUGCAGGAUGUUGAUUUACCAGAAAUAUUAAUCUCCUGUUUGAACAAGUUUUAAAUUGAGACAUUUUAACUUUGAACCAGCUUUCUGUCUGGGACUAUUUUUAGAAUGGAACAUUUAAGACUGUAUUUACAUAUAUAAACAAUAAGAAUCUUGUAGAUGGUUUAUGAAUGACUUCAAAUGGUCAGUUAUGUGUCAUUUUGACACUGUGUUCAAUUUGGCUGGAUUGAUGCUGUUAUGUGUUCGGAGCGUAUUUACACUAGUGUAAAAUUGUGUAGUUGCUGUUGGGGAAUUAGUAUGGGUCGUUUUCCUAAACCCACAGCUUGGCUUGUAUAAAAUAUUUCUAAGAAUGUAUCUCUUUGGUGCCUUGCAUAUAAAUAUGUACAAACGCACACUGAUCCACCCUUGCCUUAAUUGCCUGUAAACCAGAAAUUCCAUCUUCCAAUCUUUUAAUCAUUUUUCUGAAUAUUUUUGAGACUGGUUCCUUAUACAUUUCAGUGAUUUGAUGUGCUCUCUUGGGAAUAGCAUAGCAAUGGAAAAGUGUUGCAAUGAUGACAGAAUAAAGAGUCUGUUCAGUUUUAUGCCAUUGUUGUCAGGCAGUGACUUAAGUGCACUCUGUUCCAUUUGGUCUGUUUUUAUUUUAUUAACCUAUGUAGAUUUACAAACCAUUUUAUUUAUGUGGUAUACAUCUAGCCUGCAUGUUAUCUACUGGGGAUAAUCCUAUAAAUAUAAAGGAGAUCAAAACCUGAUCUACAAGAACAGUAUGUGACAGACAUCAGCAAGUUAAACCAGUAUGGAUUAUACACUGUUUUUCUCUCAUUGUGAUGUUGUUCUGUUGUGCAAGAGUUAAGGAAUAGUUCAUCUUCAAAAUGAAAAUUCUGUCAUCAUUUACUCACCCUGUUGUCAUUUUAAACCUGUGUGAUUUUCUUCUGCAAAACACAAAAGAUAUUUAAAAUGUUGGUAACCAAAACCGUUGGUCCCCCUUGACUUCUACUGAAUGGACCCAAAACCAGUGCAAGUCAAUGGGGACCAACGGUUUUCUGUUACCAACAUUUUUGUGUUCUGCAAACUUAUACAUGUUUGAAAUGAGUAAAUUUUCAUUUAGAAGAGGAACUAUCCCUUUAAUACUACAGAUCCAUGUUUUACUCCUGCAAAUCAUUUGUUAUAGUUCCUUUGGGAUUCCCAUGCAAUAACAGCAGCUUUGGUCUGUUGGGUAUCACUCCAUCUGAGCCGUUUGAAGGGCAAGUGGGACAUGUGCUGUCACACUACAGAUCUCUGGAGGAUGUAAAUCAGCCCUGUGCCAUUUGAAUUUAUGCUUUGCACUCUGAACCAAGGAUUAACAGUAUAAAAUCUUGCUGACUGGUUAAACUUGUGCAGCAAUAGGUUUCCAGUUGUGAAAGAUCGAAUUUUGGGUGAUGAUGUAUUUGUACCAAGCACCUACAGAAAAUCUGCUGUGUCAAAAAGGACAUAAUACUGCAAUAUGACACAACCUGUUUAGUUCAGACAUAUUUCAGAGCCGUACUCAUAAUAUCCACAAAUUUCCUAUUAUAAGUAAACUUUAAAAGUAACAUACUCUACAAGGGUCCACUUCAGUGUCUCAGCCUGCCAUCUGGAGGCCGUAUAUAGCUCAACAUGUAUUGGUGAAAUCAAAACAAAUCAAUGAUUUAAAUUAUUAUUGAUUAAAUAAUAAAUGAUGAAAUAAUCAAACACUGUGGACAGGCUCUCUCAAAUCUAGCUGAAUUGCUCGUGCUGAGUUUAGUUUGUUCUUCACACUCUGCUAAGCCCUCCCCCACCUUAUAUAGUCCACACAGACCACAAUGGGUUACUUC
Molecule: messenger RNA, 4520 nt
Organism: Triplophysa rosa
Lineage: Eukaryota; Metazoa; Chordata; Actinopteri; Cypriniformes; Nemacheilidae
Gene: lnx2b
Product: ligand of numb-protein X 2b
Exons: 11
Coding region: 416-2449 (677 amino acids)
Molecular function (GO): metal ion binding; protein binding; ubiquitin-protein transferase activity
Source: RefSeq, a predicted model, not a curated record